This is a messenger RNA of Spodoptera exigua (beet armyworm), 4377 nucleotides long. The record is from the annotation of a GenBank genome assembly. Lineage: Eukaryota; Metazoa; Arthropoda; Insecta; Lepidoptera; Noctuidae.
CUUGAAAUUUGCGGCACUAGAGGGCGUUCUUGUAGUCGUUAAAAAUGUUGGACGGAAUCUGUCGAAAAUGAUGAAUCCGUUUUUGCAAAUGGUUAGAACUUUCAUUAUGUUGUAGCUAAAUUACUCAUCAUGAUUCGAUUUAGUAGCUAGUAAGUGGAAAAGACAUUUUGUCGGGGAAAAGAGUGAUUUCGGUGUGCGAAAGUCAUACGACUUGUGUCAUCUGACUGCUCUUCCUUCAAGAUGGCUCCUCCGCCGGAGUAUGAUAAGGAACCCAAAGCCCCGGACAAAAGUGCCACAAAUAUUUCCACUGAAGAUUCGAAACUUCUACAUAAUCUAGUAAAUGACCAGCAUACAAAUUCAGACCACAAACCAACAAAUACGGCAGCAACCGUAGAAGUUGAGAACAACAAACAUGUGGAGACUUUAGACGACGGACAAUUGCGAGCGCUGUUGGACGAGGCUAUCACAUACAAGUGUCCCAAAGAUCGAGAGGGUAAAAGCAGUCUAUUUAAGGAGUUGCUGGAGGAGGUGGAGCAGGACGAGCAGGCGUGCGAGGCGGCGGCGCGCACGCUGGGCGGCGGGCGCGCGGCGGGCGGGCGGCGCGGGCCGCGGGGCCGUCGCGCGCUGCCGCACUCCAACUCGCUGCAGGACCUGGUGGCGGCGCUGGCGGCCGAGCCCGCGCCGCGCCGCCACCACGUGCGCCACCACGCGCCCGCGCCCGCGCACUCCGUCUCCGCGCGCGCUAUACACGGCGGCAGUCUGCCCUCCGGGGUCGACACCUCGUCGCUGCUGAGCGAGGAGCCGGCUCGGGGCGCCGGGUACCUGGCCACGGUGCGCUGCGUCAACCCGCCUCCGCUAGCCGAGAGACGCGUGUCUGCUAGCGACGCCAACACGCCCGCUGAAAUGGAACUACUCAACAGAAAUAAGCCGAUGUUCCCGAUGACGUACACGGCGCGCGCCACGCUGGAGAUAGGCAGCGGCAGCGUGUGCUCGGGCCGCGCGGUCACCACCACGACGGCCUCCAACCAGGUGCGUACCCAGCGUACCCAGCCCAACCAGCCCAACCAGCCCACCCAGCGUACUCAGCCCGCCUCACCCAUCUCCCCGCACCGCACCACACCACAACUCCGACUCAUGAACGCUUUGCGCCCUCAGAGGCAACUCGAUCAGGGUGGUGGGAUGCAUGAGCUACCGGAACUCGAAGCACGCACCGCGCCACGGACCGACAGACCGCGCGGCCCGGUCGCACUAUGCCGACACUACCACAGUGCGGAAGACCAGCCUGUCGGACACGCCGGAAACGUUACAUCAAAGAAAAAGCACACAGACAAUUCUCAGCUGUGGGCCGAUAAUGUUGAUAACUGGUAUAAAGGCUUGUCGACCUACACGCACCCUCUAUAUUACAGUAAUGAAAAUCAAACAGAAACACGGCUUGUGAAUACUAAAGCAAUGGAUAAUAAAAAUAAACAAAAUAACAUUGCAGCUACCAGCGUGGAAAGCAAGUCUGAUUUAAAGUAUGCAGGAGCAAGUCAUGACAAUAAUUGUGAUGAUGCAGGUCUAAAAGACGAUUUAGAAAUAAAUGUUAUGUCUCGUAUACCAGAGCCAAAUAGACUGAAAGAAUCUCGAGGUUUUAGAGAUGUGCGUCGUUACGACGAUGGACUGAAUAGGGUUGAAAACUCGAAACAUGACUAUGAUGAUUGUGAUAUAGAUUUAAGAAAAAAGUAUAGGAAACAAGUAGGAGGUAACUUAGUAGUACCAACUCCGUCGGAUAGAAAUCCCAGGAAUAUUAGACGUAUGACUAUAGGGCAGAUAGCUUUGCCACAAACUCAGGAUACCUUCUGUACAGAUACAGAUGACAAUACCAAAAGUAUUAAUUCCAUAGAUACGCAGGAAAGUUCCUAUAGUAUUAAUAAAAAUGAGGGUACUUCUCCUGGAGACUUUAGUCAAUUUGAAGGAGCUUCGAGUUCAUUAUGUGCUAGUCCCAACAAGGCUCCUGGUGAUACGAAUGCUAACAAGCAAAGUCAAUCACUUGAUCACCCUGCGAAAGAUUGUGACACAUGUGAUGAAGUGGAAGACAUUUCUUGGCUAACAACCCCAACAAGCGAUAAUCAUUCUGAAGGUAAAGAUAUAGAAUUGACUGAGGUAAAGUCUAAGAAUCUAAGCAUCUACAGUAUAGAAAAUCUAAACAUCAGUAAUAUAGACAAUCUAGACAUGAGUAAUAUAGAAAACCUAACCGUCUGUGAUAUAGAGGGGUCAUUCGAACAAUUUAUGUUGAACCAACAAGUAUUUCUGCAGAGUAUAGAGGGUGAGGGUGAUGGGAACAGUAUUAUGUUAGUUACCCAAGACAGUGAAAAAGAGAACCUAAUAGAACCUGUAUCCGAAUCUGAAACAUGUAGUUCCAAUAAGGACGUAGAACCGAGCCUUCAGUCGUUGUGGUCACGGUGCCCGGACCCUAUGUGUGGCGACCAUAACUGCCAGGCCGGCAAUCACAGCAAGCCACGGGAUGAGCAAAACUCAACGAACGACCAGAUCGUCUUAGCCCAGCUUCCUAACAAUGCUUAUAUUUUUUUAACAUUACCUCAGCCUUUAACUUCACAUAAUAAUGUUAACAUUUCUGUCCAGCCACGUCAAAUAGAAAAUAGUAACGAUGUUAAUCCUAUUGUUUCUAAAAGUAAUAACAAAUCAAACAAUACUAAGAAGAAAAAACAAAAAGCUUCUGGCGGCACCUCAGAUCAAGCCGUCAGUAGCGACGCGAAGAAAAGCGCACUAGAUAAAAAUAUCCUUAAAGUACUACUGUUUGAAAAUCUCUUUAAUAACAACGUUAAUGAAAAUAUAUCGCACACUUCCGAGGUGCCUGCUAUCACCAGUAAAGAGGUCGAUUCCGCUAUUUCGUUUAGUUGCAUCACAACUCCAGAGGUUGUGUCCAGUUGCAACACGACGUCGUCCACGGCGCAGUCGGCGGUCGCCGUCGAUCCCAAGCCUCGCAGCGUCAUCUCCAGCAGUUUCAACGGCCUGCCACUGUCGCGGCCCAACUACGGAGCCACUGGCAACUCCGCUCCAGAAGAGUACAAGAAGUCUCUAGAUGAAAACGGCAACUCAGUACAAGGAUUCAGUUCACCUCUUUCGGGAUCUAGUCAACAUAAAAAACCUCGGAGGAAAAAGUCUUCAAAGAAUGAGACCGUUAUCGACUGCCAGCAGAUUGACGGCUACCAAGGAGAUAAGGAUGUAAACGAGCUCUUGCGGUUCAUAGAAUCGAACGCUGAUAAUGGUCGCGGUCCAAAACUAGGACGGGUAAAGCACAAGGAUGACUCCGACGACAAGAGUGGCAAGAAACGCUCUACUGAGCGACGCAAAGACAAAGAAAACAAAAUCAAACGCGCUACCUCCAUGGAGGAGCUAUCUCGCACCAAGAUAGAAGACCUCACCGAUGUGACCGAGUCCCCACUGCGCAGCGAUAAGAAGGAGCGCCGUAGCGACGCGCCCAACAAGGCCGAGCGACGCUCGUGGGGAGACGACGCGCGCGACACUAUACUGUACAGCGACCCGCCCGACUGCCCCGCCGCCGCCGAGCUUACCGACUUCCAAACCGUCACUAAGAAGCGCAAGCCGCGGCGUCGCACCGACGAACCCGAACCCGCGCCGCGACGCACGCGUCCCCCGUCGCCCCGCCCCCGCCGCGAGUCCGCGCCCCCCUCCGACCGCAGCAAUGACUCCAACGACGACAUGGAUUCCGUGCACUCCCUUCCCGGCGCCCCUCCUGCGCCUCCGGCCGCGCCCCCGCCAGCGCAGGCCUCGUACGCAGACAUCGCGCGCACACGUCACAACAUCCCUGACCUCAUCGAGUCCUGCAACUUCUACGGCGACGGCGCGGCGCCGCCCGCCGCCGCUCCCGCCGACGCCGACGGCUACCCCGCGCUGGACGCGCGCCAGGCGGCUCGGCGCCGCGACAAGGCGCCCACGCUGCGGCGCAAGGAGCGGACAACGCCGCCGGCCGACGGCGGCGCGGCCGAGGCGCCGGCCCCCGACGUGGUGGCGGACCGGCGCCCCGCCGUCAUCCUGCUGGACUCGGGCGCGCGGCCGCGGGACAUGGACGGCGUCACCUUCGGCUUCGAGCUGAACGAGCAGCUACUGGGCGGCGGCGCGCGGCGGCCGCGCUGCGAGCUGGCGCUGGGGGCGCUGUCGCGGCCGCGCUGCGACCUGGUGCGCGACGCGGCGGACGCGGUGGCGGUGCGCGCGGGGCUGAGCGCGCUGCGGUACGUGCCGCCGGCCGCGCCGCCCGACGCCGCGCAGCUGCUGCAGCUGGUGGACUACGUGGCCGCCGCCUGGGACGACGUCAUGCGCGCGGCGCCCUCCAAGCUGCGCUACUACACCGAGUAA